Molecule: messenger RNA, 2404 nt
Organism: Acanthopagrus latus (yellowfin seabream)
Lineage: Eukaryota; Metazoa; Chordata; Actinopteri; Spariformes; Sparidae
Gene: tfap2b
Product: transcription factor AP-2 beta
Exons: 7
Coding region: 436-1749 (437 amino acids)
Biological process (GO): anatomical structure development; regulation of cell population proliferation; regulation of transcription by RNA polymerase II
Cellular component (GO): nucleus
Molecular function (GO): DNA-binding transcription factor activity, RNA polymerase II-specific; RNA polymerase II transcription regulatory region sequence-specific DNA binding
Source: RefSeq, a predicted model, not a curated record
CUGUGAUGGGGGAAUUCCUCACGGGUCUUCACUUUCUCCUCUCUCUAUCUCCUGCUGUUCGUGCGCCGUCUCGGCUCUCCACGGAAUUUAAACGUCACUCACGGUUGCGCGAGAGGCUUCACGCUCCGUGUGUCGCCAGUCCCCUGCCUCGCGCACAUUAAUAUUCCUGUAAGUCUCAGUCAUGAAUAACAAUUACACCGUGUACCGGGGGUAGAGGCGGGCGCUCGGUGCUCACACACUCAGAGCGGCGGCAGCUCGGGGCGGAGGAAGGUUGAGCGUGGAGCUGCAGAUCGGGGCCGCGCCUGCAGACAACUCGUCGUCGCUUCCACCUGGAAUGAGUCGGGUUACCCCGGCCUGACGCGCUCUUUCACCAGCCUGCUGUUUUGUUUUUUUUACCGUGCGCUCGCUCGUGACACCGACAAGAGGCUUUUACAGAUGUUGGUUCACUCGUACUCCACCGCGGACCGGCAUGACGGUGUCUCGAGCCACAGCUCGCGCCUGUCCCAGCUGGGCUCGGUGUCGCACGCGGGACCCUACUCCAGCGCGCCGCCGCUGUCUCACGCGCCCUCUUCGGACUUCCAGCCUCCGUACUUCCCGCCGCCGUACCAGCCGCUCGCUCACUACCAGAGCCAGGACCCGUACUCCCACGUCAGCGACCCUUACUCCCUGAACUCCCUGCACCAGAGCCAGCAGGGCGCAUGGGGGGCGCGGCAGCGGCAGGACGUCGCCGGAGACCGGAUGGACAGCUCGGCUCUGCUGGCGCAGCCGCGGGCCUCGCUGCCGCAGCUGUCCGGGCUGGAGCCGCGGCGGGACUACGGCGGUGUGCGGCGGCCUGAUGUGCUGCUGCACUCCGCUCACCCGGGACUGGAGCCCGGCAUGGACGGACUGCUGCACGGGCUGCACGGUAUGGAGGACGUGCAGACAAUCGAAGACACCAACGGAACGAACAUCCUGGAUCAGUCGGUGAUUAAGAAAGUGCCCAUGCCGCCCAAGAACAUGGGCUCCCUGAUGCUCGGCAAGGACGGCCUGAUCGGCGGGGUGACCGUCAACAUCAACGAGGUGUUCUGCUCGGUACCGGGCCGCCUGUCGCUGCUCAGCUCCACCUCCAAGUACAAAGUGACCGUAGGGGAGGUGCAGAGGAGACUGUCCCCGCCCGAGUGCCUCAACGCCUCCUUGUUGGGGGGCGUGUUGAGAAGAGCGAAGUCCAAAAACGGUGGGAAGUGUCUGAGAGAGAAGCUGGAGAAGAUCGGACUCAAUCUGCCUGCCGGGAGACGCAAAGCUGCCAACGUCACGUUACUCACAUCUCUUGUAGAAGGUGAAGCGGUCCACCUGGCCCGGGAUUUCGGUUACAUCUGCGAGACGGAGUUCCCCACCAAAGCCGUGAGCGAGUACCUCAACCGGCAGCACACCGACCCCAACGAGCUGCACACGCGGAAAAACAUGCUGCUGGCGACAAAACAGCUGUGUAAGGAGUUCACAGACCUGCUGGCCCAGGACAGGACUCCCCUGGGCAACUCGAGGCCCAGCCCCAUCCUGGAGCCCGGCAUCCAGAGCUGCCUCUCCCACUUCUCCUUCAUCACGCACGGCUUCGGCUCGCCCGCCAUCUGCGCCGCGCUCACCACCCUCCAGAACUACCUCACCGAGGCUCUCAAAGGACUCGACAAGAUGUUUCUCAGCAACCCUCCCAACAACCGGCACGGGGACGGCGGCAACAAGGGUGGCGACAAAGAGGAGAAGCAGCGGAAAUGAAGCACGGGGAGAAGGGGAGCGAUGACGGAGAGCUGAACGAAUGGGAGGCCGACACACAGACAGACAGACAGACAGACAGAGGCGUUACACCGUCACUUCUAGCUUUACACCACUGCCACUGACCUGCCACACACAGGGCUGAGGUGGAGGAGGAGGAGGAGGAGGAGGAGAAGGAGGAGGAAGGCUCGGUAGAGAGGAAAAGGCAGAGGAAGACACCCGUGGGCCAGUGUCAGAGAGCACAGAGGGAUUUUUCAUCUGUGUUACGUUCUUUUCAUUCCCCUGAGGACAUGGUGGUUACUGUGUUACAUCCAUUUCGCUCCUUCUGCCUGCAUCCUGUGAGACUGAGACGCUGCGAGCAGCCAACAAACUACAUUGUGUGUGUGUGUGUGUGUGCGCGUGCCUGAGUGAGUGUGUGUGUGCGUGUGUGUGCUUGUGUUUGUGUUUGUCCUCACGCAGAAAAGCAUUGUGGGUAUGAAGAUCGGGUGACGAGCAUUCUCUCUGUGAAAAAGGUUUGUCUGGUUCCUUAACACAAGUGCGAGGAGGGAGGGUGUUAAUUUAUGUGUGUAAAUAUUUAUUUAUAUUAAUUUAAAUGGAUGGUUGUGUAAAUAGGUGCACCCGCAAUUUUGGAGUAGGCCUAUUUAUCUGUGAUUCGAUC